This is a messenger RNA of Acinonyx jubatus (cheetah), 10725 nucleotides long. It is a transcript of the gene MAGI1, whose product is annotated as membrane associated guanylate kinase, WW and PDZ domain containing 1. Gene Ontology annotation, molecular function: protein binding. The record is from RefSeq and is a predicted model, not a curated record. Gene Ontology annotation, cellular component: cytoplasm. Gene Ontology annotation, biological process: signal transduction. The transcript has 23 exons. The coding region runs from base 4117 to 7866 and encodes 1249 amino acids. Lineage: Eukaryota; Metazoa; Chordata; Mammalia; Carnivora; Felidae.
UGCUUCUUGGCGGAGGGUGGAUCUUAACUCUUCAUAGGUAUUGCAGGCAUACCCCUACUUUAUACAUAAACAGACAUACAGCAUACCAGUGUUAUUUAAAUUUUAAUGGAAGAGGGAGUUGAUUGAGGGAGAAAAAAUCUAAAAAAAAAAAAGCUCAUUGGUGGGAGUAACAAUGAAAAAAAGUUGAGAAACACUUAUCUAGGCCAAAUGAUUUUCCUAUAUUAUCUCAUUUAAUUUAUUUCCCCUAUCUUAUUGUCCCCAUGGAAGAAUACAAAUGAGUUAACCACGAAAUUAGUGGGAUUGAGUAACUUGCCCAAAGUCACAGCGAGGACUAGGGAUAUCCACCCAAGGUGGGUAAAUUCCCAAGUCCCAGAUCCAGUGAACAUCCCUGUCACUGUGUAGCCUUAUACUAAAAACCAAUUAGACAGUCAAUAGAAAAAAAUACAUAGCCUAUCCUAAAACCAAGGAAAACUUUUCUAGGCUUAUUCAUUCAUUGGAAUGUCUUGAUUUGGUAUCCCAUUAUUAGGGUUAAUAAUUGUGGAUCAGCUCUGAACACAUUUGUAAUACUGAACGUUAGGAUCCUAGUCAUGGGUAUAUAUCCAUGUAUGGGUAUAUAAUAUACCCAUAUAAUACCCAUACUAUGGGUAUAUAAUCACAUGAACACCGGGCCUUUUGUCUGUUUACCUUUGCAUCUCCAGGGCCCAGAAUACUGAACACAACACAUAGGGAGCACUCUAAAAGUAUGUGUUGAAUGAAUAAAAGAGAAAAGGAUGUUAUAUUUUAAGAAAAAGAUUUCAAAGCCCAAAUGAAUUAAUUCUGUUUGAUGUUAGAGCCAUGAUGUUUGCACUUCAAAAAAAAAAAAAAAACAACACCGACCACAUACAAUGUAGGACAAGGCUCAUACCUACCACAGAGAAAAUGAGUUCUGGGUGGCCAGUUGAGUUUGAUGUAGAAAUAGCCUCUAGCAACUCAAACCCCAAACAUAUGACUAAUAUUGUUACAGGAGGCAUAGCUGAUAGAUUAAAUCAGGCUUAUUUUUUCCAUGCAUUUUGAGGGGCAUGGGGAAAAAAAACAGCUACUAUUGUUGGUUGAGAUGUCAUGGUGAUAAUGCAAUUGAGGGAAAGAUAAUGUAGGUGCCUCUUUUUUCUUUUCUUUUCCAAUAGAGGAGCUAUUUAUCCAAUAGAGAAGAACUACUGUUUCAUGUCUGAGGUGGGGGCUAAACCUACCUGAGAUGUAUUACUGUACCGUGUGGAUAAGCAAAAACCCCAAGUUGUACAAAGAUGUAGUUUCCUGUCCCUAAGAAAUUUCACAUUUGCCAUCUGUGAACAGGAAUUGGUCAGCAUAUUACACAAAAUCUCUUAAUUCAUCUCCUAAUCCUUAUCAAUCCCUAACAGGUACAUCUGGUUGAGAUACGUUGAAAGUUUAAGAGUGGCUACAGAAUUAGUUAAGAUUUGCCAAACUACCUCUACAGGCAAAUGCAAACUUCGGCUUUCACAGGACCUUCCCAAAGGAAGCAGUUCAGAGGAUCAGGGCCCAAGAAAGGCUAGAAAGAAGCCCAUUUUCAUAUAUACGAGUGGAGAUAGACAAAAGAAUGGUGACAUCACCAACCAUGUCCUCAUUUUCUUGUUCCCAGUGGCAUUUACUGGCAGCAUUGAGAGGGCUUCUAAGAAAAUCCACCACGGGUGCACAGGAAAUGAGAAGUUGUGUAUGUAGCUCAGAAUCGGAGCAUGGUUAGGAAUGUUGCUGGCUGCUUCAAAGGAUAAGCCACUUUUCCACCCCCAUGUUAGAGGCAAGCUUCUUUUGGAUGUGGGUUCAAAUAUUUCUUUCUGUAAAUCACAUUUUUUAGAGUCCUAUAAAGGGGGGGGGGGUUUUGUUUGUUUCCCUUUGCUUUUAAUUCUUCUUUUCCCAUCCCCUUUGAAGCUUAUAAAACUUGGCAUAGUUAAAUGGUAAUGUUGGGAAAUAGGGACACACACACACACACACACACACACACACACACACUACAAGCCCUAUUACCUGUGCAAGCGCUACUCCAGCCUUCUUCAUGGAGAGCUGGGUGCUUCAUGGCUCUUCGUGACAGACUUUCUGCCUUCUAACACUCAGCCUUUGAGAACUCUCUCAGCAGGAACACUGUGUACUACAGACAUUCCAUUCUACACACUGAAUGACCUAAUAUAAUUAUUCAGAAUUGAAAAUCACUUUCACUUCAACAGGAGUAUUUCAGCCACCCCCGCCACUCCCACCUUUUUGGAGUUACUAAUUUAGACAUUCCUUUUCAGCAUCUUAUCAGAAUCAGGCUUAUCUAGUCCUCAGAUGAGCUCCGCAUAAGGAAAUUGUACCAGUUUAGCUUUGGGGAAGCCCUCAUGUCAAAUACUCCCCACCCCGCCCCGUGGCUGCUUUGAAAAGAGGGGGAAAAAAGACACUCAUGUAAAUGUGAUGUUACUUGCUCAUUUGGUUAAUGCAUUUCCACACCCUUGAGGUCUGCUUCAGACCUACGCUGUGGAUUUUAUUGUCCCCUGCUUCUAUGAUUCAUAUAGACAAAUCCUUUUGAUACUAUGUAAAGUAUAUCAUAUAAUUGCUUUUUGGCUUCUUCUCUGGAGGAUGAUUUGCUGUCCCAGGCAGUGAUGUGAGCCUGCUGGGGGGCAAUCCCAAUGUAGUACAAUUGAUUACUUUUCAUGAAUGCCCCACUCACUCAUUAUUGCCAUGAUCCACCUGAAAUUAGAAAUAAAAUUCUAUAUGAACUAAAAGCAAGUGCUGGCCUGAGGUGACAGGUUCAAAGGAGGCGCUACAGGAUUUUUUUUUUUUCUUUUUGGACAAGGGAGUCCCAAUUUUCUUUAGGUUUCAUCCUUGCCAGAUAAAAGGUGAAAUAACUUCUAAAAUUCAAAAAGCAUGCCCUCUUGGCUUUCAAAGUUUACAAAAGGCAGUAUGGGGAGACCAAGACCUAGGACUUUGACCUUGGACUGACUUGGGACAUUGCCCCAGGCACUUCUUAGCUGAGUGAUUGUCGCUGUUGCUUAACGGGUCUGAGCUGGGUCUUUCUUACCUUUCAAAGGGAAGACAGAGUUACCCCUUUCUAGGGUUGCGUGAGGGUGCCAUGCAUCGGCUUUGGGGCUGGAGGGUAGGGUCAGGAUAGAUUUUUGAAGGCGCCUUGAAGGCUAAGCUAAGGUGGUUAGCUUUUAUUCCAUGGAUUGGCGCCCACAUAGGUUUCCAAAGGAGUGCGGAUGUGAUUGGGUUUGUAUUAAUGCAAGUGGAGAUGGUGGACUGAAUACCGGCACAGCGCUUUUGAAAGGAUGUACACCUGUAGAGCAUAUCUUGGCGCCUAAUAAUCACUUAGUAGAGUGGCAGGCGCUAUUUUAUAACUUACGGUGAGUAAUAGAAUUCUGAUGGCGAUGGGCAUGAUGAUUGAUAGAAGGUGCCGCUUUACUCCUGCUAUAGAUUUUAAUGUAAAUCCGACUCCCCUCUCGGACCUGCGUCCCCCCAUCCUUUGCCAAGGUUGCAGCAACUCCUGGUGGGUCCCUAUGGCCCUGGCUACCCUGGGCCUGGACCACGUGACCCCUCCCCCCCACCCCCCCACCCCCCCGCUGGGUGCCCUGAAAGCCGCGUUUAUCACCCCACCCCCCACCCCGCCUAAGCCCCGGCGGACCCCGCCGCGGCCCCCGAGAGUGAAUAGCGCGCGCUGACGCCGCCGCCGCCCCAGGGAGCGGGCUGGGGACGCUGAGCAGCGCCUCCGCUGCCGGCCCCAUAAAAGGAGCAGCUGCCGCCGGGCGGCUCAGACGCGCGCGGGGAUGAGGCGGGCGGCGGCCGAGCGCGCGCCUGGGCGCCGGCAGUGACCGAGGCGGACCUCGGGGCCGCUCGGGGCCCGCAGGCACAACCCGGUCUCCGAGAGAAGGAGAAGUGCCUGGCGUGGACUAUAACUUUCUGACUGUGAAGGAGUUCUUGGACCUCGAGCAGAGCGGGACCCUUCUGGAAGUCGGCACCUAUGAAGGAAACUAUUAUGGGACACCCAAACCUCCUAGCCAGCCAGUCAGUGGGAAAGUGAUCACGACGGAUGCCUUGCAAAGCCUUCAGUCUGGCUCCAAGCAGUCGACCCCAAAGCGAACCAAGUCCUACAAUGAUAUGCAAAAUGCUGGCAUAGUCCACACGGAGAAUGAGGAGGAGGAUGACGUUCCUGAAAUGAACAGUAGCUUUACAGCCGAUUCCGGUGCCCAGGAAGAGCACACUCUCCAAGAAACAGCGUUACCGCCUGUGAAUAGUAGCAUCGUCGCUGCUCCCAUCACGGACGCUUCUCAGAAGUUCCCUCAAUACCUACCUCUUUGUGCAGAGGAUAAUUUAGGUCCUCUACCCGAGAACUGGGAGAUGGCGUACACCGAAAAUGGAGAAGUCUAUUUUAUAGACCAUAACACGAAAACAACAUCUUGGUUAGACCCUCGGUGCCUGAACAAGCAGCAGAAGCCUCUGGAAGAGUGUGAAGAUGAUGAAGAAGGGGUCCACACCGAGGAGCUGGACAGUGAACUAGAACUACCUGCUGGUUGGGAAAAGAUUGAAGACCCUGUCUAUGGUAUCUACUAUGUAGACCACAUCAACAGGAAGACACAAUAUGAGAACCCGGUUCUAGAAGCCAAACGGAAGAAGCAGCUGGAGCAGCAGCAGCCGCAGCCGCAGCCACAGCCACAGCCAGAAGAAUGGACAGAACAUCACCCAUGUCUUGUGCCUCCCGUUACUCCAAACCACCCCCCGAGCAAUCCGGAGCCAGCCAGAGAAGCUCCACUUCAGGGCAAACCCUUUUUUACACGAAACCCUUCUGAGUUGAAAGGCAAGUUUAUUCACACGAAGCUGCGGAAAAGCAGUCGUGGCUUUGGCUUCACAGUUGUUGGAGGUGAUGAACCUGACGAGUUUCUGCAAAUCAAGAGCUUGGUCCUGGAUGGUCCUGCGGCAUUGGAUGGCAAGAUGGAAACAGGAGAUGUCAUUGUCAGCGUGAAUGACACCUGUGUUUUGGGACACACACAUGCGCAAGUUGUGAAAAUCUUCCAGUCCAUUCCCAUUGGUGCCAGCGUGGACCUUGAACUCUGCCGAGGUUACCCGUUGCCUUUUGACCCAGAUGACCCCAAUACAAGUUUAGUGACUUCGGUAGCCAUUUUGGAUAAAGAACCAAUUAUUGUGAAUGGGCAAGAGACCUAUGAUUCGCCGGCCAGUCACAGCAGUAAAACAGGCAAAGUCAAUGGCAUGAAGGAUGCCAGGCCAAGCAGCCCUGCUGAUGUGGCUUCAAACGGUUCCCAUGGUUACCCCAAUGACACUGUCUCUUUGGCUUCCUCCAUAGCCACUCAGCCAGAGCUCAUAACUGUUCAUAUAGUCAAAGGCCCAAUGGGCUUUGGUUUUACUAUCGCGGACAGUCCUGGUGGCGGUGGCCAAAGAGUGAAACAGAUCGUGGACAGUCCAAGGUGCCGUGGCCUGAAAGAAGGGGAUCUUAUAGUGGAAGUUAAUAAGAAGAACGUGCAGGCUCUGACCCAUAAUCAAGUUGUGGAUAUGCUGAUUGAAUGUCCAAAGGGAAGUGAAGUCACACUGUUGGUGCAACGAGGAGGGUUGCCAGUUCCCAAGAAGAGCCCAAAGUCGCAACCACUGGAAAGAAAAGACAGCCAGAAUAGUUCUCAGCACAGUGUUUCCAGCCACCGGAGCCUGCACACGGCCUCCCCAAGCCACAGCACACAGGUGCUCCCCGAGUACCCACCUGCAGAGGCCCCAACUCCAGAUCAAACCGACAGCUCUGGGCAGAAAAAACCAGAUCCUUUUAAAAUCUGGGCCCAGUCCAGGAGCAUGUAUGAAAACCGACCUAUGUCACCUUCGCCUGCAUCGGGAUUGAGCAAGGGUGAAAGAGAAAGAGAAAUCAGUUCCACGAGUUUUGGAGAAUGUCAGAUUCCAGAUUACCAGGAACAGGACAUCUUUCUCUGGAGAAAAGAGACUGGAUUUGGAUUUAGGAUUCUGGGUGGAAAUGAACCAGGAGAACCUAUUUAUAUUGGUCACAUCGUACCACUGGGUGCUGCUGAUACAGACGGCCGCCUGAGGUCUGGGGAUGAAUUAAUCUGUGUGGAUGGGACACCGGUCAUUGGAAAAUCACACCAGCUUGUGGUCCAGCUUAUGCAACAAGCUGCCAAGCAAGGCCACGUCAAUCUCACUGUGCGGCGCAAAGUGGUGUUUACAGCCCCCAAAGCCGAGAACGAGGUGCCCUCGCCGGCCUCCUCCCACCACAGCAGCAACCAGCCGGCGUCCCUGACGGAGGAGAAGCGCACCCCGCAGGGCAGCCAGAACUCCCUGAACACGGUGAGCUCGGGCAGCGGCAGCACCAGCGGCAUCGGCAGCGGCGGCGGCGGCGGCAGCGGCGUGGUGAGCGCGGCCGUGCAGCCCUACGACGUGGAGAUCCGGCGCGGCGAGAACGAGGGCUUCGGCUUCGUCAUCGUGUCCUCGGUGAGCAGGCCCGAGGCCGGCACGACUUUCGCAGGAAAUGCAUGUGUGGCUAUGCCUCACAAAAUAGGUCGGAUUAUUGAGGGGAGUCCCGCUGACCGAUGUGGCAAGCUGAAAGUGGGAGACCGGAUCCUGGCAGUGAAUGGAUGUUCCAUCACCAACAAGUCCCAUUCAGACAUUGUCAACCUAAUCAAGGAAGCAGGAAACACAGUUACCCUCCGCAUCAUUCCCGGGGAUGAGUCCUCAAAUGCCACUUUGUUGACCAACGCAGAGAAGAUUGCCACCAUCACCACCACACACGCCCCUUCUCAGCAAGGGGCCCAGGAGACCAGGAAUACCACCAAACCAAAGCCGGAAUCUCAGUUUGAGUUCAAAGCACCCCAGGCAACACAGGAGCAAGAUUUUUACACUGUGGAACUAGAGAGAGGAGCCAAGGGAUUUGGCUUUAGUCUUCGAGGGGGCCGAGAAUAUAACAUGGACCUCUAUGUUCUGCGCUUAGCAGAGGAUGGUCCAGCAGAAAGGUGUGGAAAGAUGAGGAUUGGUGAUGAAAUCUUAGAGAUCAAUGGCGAGACCACCAAAAACAUGAAGCAUUCUCGGGCUAUAGAACUGAUUAAGAAUGGUGGCCGCAGGGUGCGUCUGUUUCUGAAGCGGGGAGACGGCUCCGUACCAGAAUAUGACCCCAGCAGCGACCGCCUCGGCCCCGCCGCCGCCGGGGCACAAGGUGUUCCGGAAGUGAGGGCCGCGCCCCCCGACCGCCGACCGCAUCCGUCAUUGGAGUCCAGUUACCCACCCGAUCUUCACAAAUCAUCACCGCAUGGGGAAAAGCGGGCACACGUGAGAGACCCAAAAGGCAGCAGAGAGUAUAUCAGACACCCCACUGAGCAUCACACAUGGAACGGAACUUCUAGAAAACCCGACAGCGGGGCUUUCCGACCCAAGGACCGGGCAGCGGAGGGACGCAGAGAGGCACCCCCGGAGCGGCCGGUGCCCAAUGGCCCCAAGAGGAGGUCCCCGGAGAAGCGCAGAGAAGGCACCCGCAGCGCGGACACCACUCUGGAGAGGAGGGAGAAGCACGAGAAGAGACGAGACGUGUCUCCGGAGCGGAGGCGCGAGCGCUCGCCCACCCGCAGGAGGGACGGCUCGCCCAGCCAUCGGAGGCGCUCCCUCGAAAGACUCUUGGAUCACACGCGGUCCCCGGAGCGGAGGAGAGGGAGCUCGCCGGAGCGCAGGGCCAAGUCCACCGAGCGCAGGCGCGAGCGCUCCCUGGAGAAGAGGGGCAGGGAGGACAGGGUCGGCCACCGAGAGAGGGAAGAGCCCAGUCUGAGACAGGACGCGGGUAGAAGCUCCAGACACGCCCCCGAGCAGAGAAGGCGACCUUACAAAGAAUGUAGCACCGACCUCAGUAUCUGAGACUCCGAGGCACAUUCCAACCUUUACCGUGUCAAAGGUUCUAAGAGGAAGGUCACAAACGUGAAAUAAUUUAGUUUCUUACCUUGAGGAAGCGUCCGACCCCCGAUGAUCCUAUAAUAGCAACAAACAUUUUAUGCAUUUGAAAUCUUAUAAGAAAAAAGAAAAUAUAUAUAUAUAUAUAUGAAAAGUGUUGUGCCUGAUGUAUAAUAUUAAAGAAAGUAUUUUUAAAUGCAUACUUUUUUUGGAAAUUAUUUGCCAAAUGCUGCCCCGAAGGGAUAUAAAUUUUGUUUCUACGUGACCUGUAGAAUUGUCAAGAAUCGUUCCCUUAUGGGGGGCAGUCUUUUUCUCUCCUGGUUAAAUAGGACUGUUGGUCAUUUUCUCUAAGGGAAAUAAUUGAUUAAGUUUAAUUAAUUUGAUGUAGAUUGUUAGGUAGUGAUGUAGUGCUAUCCUGUAGUUUAGGAGUUUUUCUUUAAAAAAAAAGAGCAAAAAGGCAAAAGUUAUAUUUGUAGAAGCUGAGGACUCUUUGGGACAGAUUAGGAUUGUCAAUGAUCCUAAAAUUAAACUGUAUGAAGAGACUACUACUGCAAAUGAAGGAUAUUUAUAGCUAAACUACACAGCACAAAGAAAUGUUGCCUUCUCGAGUCAUAGUUGGUUCAGAAAACAGUUUGUACUCUCCCUGGCCAUAGAAAGGCACAGAGAGGAGAAGGUUGGCCGCCAUUGCCCAGACAUAGCCCAAGCACGGAUAGAUGAUCAGGUUCAUUAGUAUCACCAAUAUCUGAUAAGAUCUCAUUCAGGCAGCACCAUCACAGCUUUGCUCAACUACUGGAAGGAACCAACAGUGAACACCUGUGUUGUCUUGUCUGAUUUGAGGCCAAAUAGUGGAUCGAAUGGGGAACAAUAUGCCCAGUGGGAGGGAACCAUGAGAAUCCUCCACACAGAAAGUGUGUUCCCCCCUGUGUAGCGUAAGCCCAACUGGGGGCAAGGGAAUGAGCAUUGGUGGAAGUUCCCUCUCUGUUGAUAUUUAAAGAAGUGAGGGUUCGGGGUGCUUCUUCUUAGAAAUGCCCAUUUCCCUUUGAAACCAUAAUAAAAGUCUCCAGGAUGACUGAAAGGGAAAGCAAGACACAGUCCCAGUGGCUAGAUCGAGUUGGCAAACCUCUGCCCUCAUGACCCUGUCCUUUGAGUCUUUGGACAGCAGAACAAAGCAUAACAAUUUUUUUCUUUUUAGAAUGACCCAUUCUUUUGCAAUCCCGCAGGAGGUGCGGUUGGGUCGGCUCAUAGCCCCAGGAUGUGGUUGAAAUGGAUUACUGCCUAGCUGAGCCAAAACGUUUGCUUGUACCUGUUGGACCACUACAGCAAACCGCUGCUUAGGAUGCAUUGUGUAUUUCUGUAGUACUGUUUUGCAUUUCCCAUACAGACACACAACUUUGCAAGUCAAUCACUGUUGUUCUCAUGGUACUGUUUAAGGAAACAAUGAAAAAGGAAAAAAAAAAUGGAGAAAACCAGUCAGUCCUUGUGUGUACAGAGUUAAAAAUUGUAAUUAAUAGAGCCUGUUUAAAAAAAAAAAAACAACUGUUGCCUUUUUUUCUUGUAUAAAAGAGAAUUUAUGACAAAAAAUUUAGCUGUGAGGAAUGUGAUACGUGUUUAUAUUUCUGAAUAUGGAACAAAUUGAUUCAUUGGGAUAUAUUUUAAUGUAAUCUAAAUCAGGUAUGUAAAGUUGUUUUAAAAUGGGAGACAAUAUAAGUAAUUCUCUAAAGCUUUAGUCGGUUUGGAUACCAUCAUUUCCUCCAUGGGGAGCCUGCUUGUGAAUUAUUAAGCUCUGUUUGCAUUCUCUGUUCUGUUCUUCACUCAUUUCUUGCCGUGUGCUAUGGACUUAAUGCUCUUUCUGUAUUGAUGAAAAGCAGUAUGUGGGCCAAUCUUUUUAUAAAACACUAUGCAUAUAUAAAUAUCACAUUGUUCAUAGCUUUAUUUGACUUAUGGGUUUAUACAUAACAUAGAAUGAGUACCUAUAGCUGUGUGGACAUGUACAAAACUAGUUCCUUUCCUGGAACAGAGACCGUGUACAUUCUGUAGCUGCAAAGGAGGAAAAGGGUCUGUGACCGCGAUCUUUAUUAUCAGUUUUCCACGCGAAGCAAGCAUUGAGCUGUGGUAGGGAGGCCGAGGGAGAACACGACUGAGUAAUGGCAUUCUUUUUCAUCAGGUUCCUAGGAGCCCACAUGGGGAUUUUAUUCCUAAGGCUCCACUGCUAGGAAUUUUCUCGCUGUUUCUAGCAAAAUCUGUGAUGUUAAAUGAUCGAUGCUCUCGCUUGUGGUCCAGAGUUUUAAAUAAAUGAAAUCAAGGUGGAUUUGGGGGAGUACGUCGUGAAAUUAACAACUUAAUGUCUUUCUUGUCGUCAGAGGUGAUAUUUGACAUUUUAAAAUCUGUGUGCUACCCACCUGGGCUUAGUCUUCACCAGUCCGUGAAGACUUGAUGUGACAGUUUCCUCUGACUGCCACACAUCAGAUUUGCUUUGGGAAUACUGUACUGUACAGGGACUAUGCAUUAAGCAGAAAGAUCUAGUUUUCUCUGAACUACUGUAACCUUAGAUUGGAGACGGAUUCUUGUGAGCCUACUUUCCCUAAUCCCCCACUUCAUGUAAAUGUCUUGAUGAGAGAUGAUGGAUGAGUAUUUUGUAUGAUUAAAUCAAACCAUUGAAGAAUCCCCCACCCACCCGUUACACAGUUAAUGCCUGAAAGAAUGUUGGUUGGGGGGGUGGGGGAGAACUCAACACCCUACUUGUAUUUUUUAAGUUUCUUUUGUGAAAGAUUUUUUAAUGCAUUUUUACUGUAAAAAUACAUGGAAAUGUAUGCAUUCCAUAACCAC